AUGCUCUCUUUUUUCUCUAACCAGAUCGACCGGCAAAAAUCUGUCUCUCAUGAAGAAAAAACCCUAACCGAUCUCGAACAAUCCGAGGGUUCACAUUUCCCCGGCGACGACUACCGUCCGUCCGAUCGAAAAAACUGGAUGGCUGAUCUAACGGUUGAGAAACUAACUCUCAACAAGAUCGUGUGGCCAGGAACUCACGAUUCAGCUACCAACGAAAUCGGAAUACCUUUGAUCUCUCGUCCUCUGGCUGAAUGCCAAACCCUCUCCAUCUACGACCAGCUCGUCCUCGGGACACGUGUCCUCGAUAUCCGCGUGCAGGAAGACCGGCAAAUCUGCCACGGGAUUCUGACGUCAUACGACGUCGACGUCGUGGUCGAUGACGUCAUCAGGUUCUUGUCGGAGACUCACUCGGAGAUUUUGAUCUUGGAGAUAAGGACCGAGUACGGACACAAAGACCCUCCUGAGUUCGAGACUUACUUGGUUGACAAGUUAGGUCAGUUCUUGAUACAUCAAGACGAUAACUUGUUCGACAAGGCGGUAUCCGAGAUCUUACCGAAGAGAGUUAUCUGCAUCUGGAAGCCUAGAGAGUCGCCGAAGCCGGAACGCGGUGGACUUUUAUGGAACUCGGAUUAUCUAAAAGAUAAUUGGAUCGAUACGGAUCUUCCAUGGACGAAAUUUCAAAGCAAUUUGAAGCAUUUGAGCGAGCAGCAACCGAUAUCUUCUAGAAAAUUCUUUUACCGGGUUGAGAAUACCGUUACGCCGCAAGCUGAUAAUCCUGUUGUGUGGGUUAAACCGGUGACUGAUCGGAUCCGAAAACACGCGAGGCUUUUUAUAUCUCAGUGUGUUUCCAAGGGAUGUGGAGAUAAGUUGCAGAUUCUAUCGACGGAUCUCAUCGAAGGAGAUUUCGUCGAUGCUUGCGUCGGACUCACUCACGCAAGAAUUGAAGGGAAAGUUUGA
This is a messenger RNA of Arabis nemorensis, 957 nucleotides long. NCBI's taxonomy places the organism in Eukaryota, Viridiplantae, Streptophyta, Magnoliopsida, Brassicales, Brassicaceae. The record is from the annotation of a GenBank genome assembly.